This is a messenger RNA of Asterias rubens (European starfish), 630 nucleotides long. RefSeq names its product 60S ribosomal protein L28-like. Gene Ontology annotation, molecular function: structural constituent of ribosome. The record is from RefSeq and is a predicted model, not a curated record. NCBI's taxonomy places the organism in Eukaryota, Metazoa, Echinodermata, Asteroidea, Forcipulatida, Asteriidae. Gene Ontology annotation, cellular component: ribosome; cytosolic large ribosomal subunit. The transcript is spliced from 5 exons. Gene Ontology annotation, biological process: translation. The coding region runs from base 10 to 438 and encodes 142 amino acids.
UGAGCAACCAUGAAUAACGCGUCGCCCCAUGUCCAGUGGAGCAUUAUCCGCAACAACUCUUGCUUCUUGAGGAAGGGACAGGGUCACACCUUCAGCUGUGAGCCUAACAACCUGAAGUGCAAAAACACCUUCAAGUUCAAUGGACUCAUCCACGACAAGACUGUUGGAAUCGAGGCAACCAAGGAUGGCAAGGGUGUCGUUCUCGUCACCAAGAAAAUCAAAGGAGCACGCAACAAGCCCAUCAAGCAGUUCAACCGCGUAGAGUUGAAGAAGGACGCACGCCGUACCCUCACCUCAAUCCGUCACAUCCUCAAGAAGAACAAGUACCGCAGGGACAUCAAGAAUUCUGCACUGCGAAGAGCUAGCGCCAUCCUCCGCAGCCAGAAGCCAGUGAUUCCAAUGAGGAAGAAGCGUGCCCCACGCAACAAGCGUCACUAGAGAGGGCGCCCCAACCAGACCUCCCAUUCACUGGGUUCUGAUCAUAAAUCCAAACCACAUGGACACCGGGACAAUACCAAACAAAAACUACAAAAUGUAAAACUUAUUAAAAAACCACUGGAUUAUGGAAGUUAAUUUCAUGAAGUUAAAUUUCUGAGGCACAUAAUAAAAACCAUUGUAUGUAAACAGAAA